Alternaria atra is the source of this 600-nucleotide messenger RNA. RefSeq lists its product as uncharacterized. Lineage: Eukaryota; Fungi; Ascomycota; Dothideomycetes; Pleosporales; Pleosporaceae. Bases 1 to 600 code for a protein of 199 amino acids. The transcript has 2 exons. The record is from RefSeq and is a predicted model, not a curated record.
AUGACACCAGCCGAAACUCAUGCGGCCCAAGAGAUACCGAUGUACGCGAUGAAGCACGAGCCUGAAUCUAACUCAUCGUGUCGGGCGGUCACGCCUGGCCCUGAUGCUAAAGAGCGUCAUCUCUUCCUCGGCCCACUCCGCAUGAUUCGCAGAACAGGAGUCGCUCUUCGCCAGGAUGACCGCGAGCAGCUGUUCACCUUUAUUGACAGCUACAUGUCCGAUUCUCUGCAUACGGUCGUAGAACGGGAUGGCAUUCUGCCCAACGUCGUCUACGGGGUUAGUAUUCCUAUGACAGACGCCAAUUGGGCAAAGUACAGCCAACUCCUUGCUGUCUUCGGAUUUGCGAGCGGUAUGCACGCUAUGCUUGCUGUGGGGUCGGACGAGUUCGACAACUACACCUAUGUCGUCGACGGUACAAGUGCAAUGCACGUGGAGGGUUGGAAGGUUCUAGCGAGUGCGAGUGAGAAAAAAUCUCGAUAUGAUAAUGCUUUCAUAAGAGCUGGUAAAGGUCUGGGGGAUAUGUGGUUGAGGGUGGAGUUGAAUACGCUGGUUCCAUCGAGGAUUCUGAGCAGUAGCGAGUUGGAGCGAAGUUUGUCAUAA